This is a messenger RNA of Macrobrachium nipponense, 8545 nucleotides long. RefSeq names its product TBC1 domain family member 2B-like. Bases 187 to 3270 code for a protein of 1027 amino acids. Lineage: Eukaryota; Metazoa; Arthropoda; Malacostraca; Decapoda; Palaemonidae. The transcript has 18 exons. The record is from RefSeq and is a predicted model, not a curated record.
UGGGUUAAGCAUUCGAGGGCGGGUCUGCCAAUUUGCAGUAUUAUUUUACGUCGACCUGUACAUUAUUUGAUAUAGUUGGUUAAGUAACUAACUGAAAAGCUAAAUACGGCUCUCUAAUAAUAUGUGAGCUACCAGAGAUUAUACUAUUUUCAGGCACAUGUGGGAGUGAUUGGAGUUGAGCAGUAAAUGAUGUUUUAUCAGCCUCUUACUCAAGCUUGUGCCAGUGAAAACCCAAAGGUACCUGAGGAGACUGCAGUAGAACUGAGGCAGAGGUCUCAUACUACUUGUAGUAGCAGUUUACAUAGGAAUGUUGCCAUAUGUGAAAAAGAUGACGAAGUGUUCAGGCCCAAAAGUUGGACACGUCCAAGUGACGCACUCUCCAAGAUUGAUGAAAAAGAAGAAAUCCAAGAUCCAAGGGGAGAAUAUAAGUUAUGUGGUUACCUGUAUAAACAUAACUCAUAUGGCAAAAAGACCCCUGUUCCUGGUUUGAGAGGUUUUGGAAGUUCUGCCAAGAAGAGGUGGUUUGUUUACUCUGAUCAUGUCUGCAAGUUGUAUUAUUACAAACAGAAGAAUGAUUCUGAACCCUUAGGCUCUAUAGACAUUGCACUCGCAACAUUCCUCUUUGAUCCAGAGAAUAGAAAUGAAGGGCUGUUUACCAUUAGAUGUGGUAAUGAUGAAGCAAUACUUGAAGCCUCCUCAUCCCAAGGUCGUAUGUAUUGGCUACAGCAACUGCAGGCAGCCAGAAGAGAAUUCAGUCAGAGGCGCACAGCCACUAAGACACCUGCCAGCCGAACUACUUCAACUGGGCGUCCAGAAAUGGGUCUGAUUCAAGAUGAAAAAAGCACUCCAUUACCAGUCCCAGAUCCACACAAAGAUCUAAUGAGACCGGUGACAAGGCCAAGUGAUGAGGAUGACAAAAACACACCUUUGAAGCCUCCUACAACUCUUAUGGAUGCUCGACAAGUUUUAUCCAACAUUCUACCCAGUACUCAAAGGAAAAUCUUUAGAACAAGUAGUGAAUCUUCCAAGUCACCCACUAGCCCAUUGGCUUCACACCACAGUCCGUUUUCUUCACCAUCUAUAGAAGACUUAACCUUCGGAAAUUUAAGUAGGAAGCUUCGCGGCUCUUUUAGGAGUAAAAGGUCUUCUUCCUUUGAAGGACGGGAAGGAUUGGACGUCACACCUUUACAUAACACAAAGCUUAAUUGUAGGAGAUGUGAGGAGCUUUGUGGUGAACUCAAAUCAGCUAAAGAGGACCUUAGUGCAACCCAGGAUGAAUAUAAGGCCUCACGUGAAAUUAUAGAUCUGUUGCAGAAGGAGCUUGAUGCUCUUCAUCAAGAGAAAAGCACUUUAAUUCACUUGGAUCGUAGUGAUUUAACAGACGGGCAUGUUAUAGAAAUACUGCGAAGCAAAGAUCAUCAUAUUGUUCAUUUAGAACACGAGAAUCAAAAGUUAACGAAUGAUAUUGCACGACUGAAUGAACAGUUGUCCGGUGCCCAUUCACAUGAGGAACACCUCGUGGAGAAGCUCUCUAUGCUAUACUCUCUUAUUGAAGCCAAAGAUAAAGCCAUUGUAAGUUUAACUCAUCAAGUAGAAGCUGGUGCCAAUGAGAAUCGUCCCAUGUCCCUUCCUCCUGUUUUGAACUUCAAGACGUUGGAAACAAUUACUCGCGGAACCCAAACUAACGAUGAAGAAGACUCUUUGAAAGAUGCCUUGGAAGCGUACAGAUUUCAAAAUUCCUACUUGAAUAAGGAAAUACUGGAACUGAAUUUACUCCGGAAACAAACAUCUGAAAGAGAACAGAAGUUGAUAACCGAGUCCAGUGAGUGGGAAGCAAAAUUCUAUCAGAUUCAAAGCAAAUAUUUGUUGCUUUUGAAUGAACUACACUCUCCAAGAGCUGCACAACAUGAUCACUCUGUUGUAUCUCAAUUAUUACAGGAUGUUGUAGAAGCUCAUGGAUCCCCUGAUCUGAGAGUCAUACACAACAAAGGACGUGAGUAUGAUGAGUAUGGAUUCUGCAACACUGCCCCUGAAGAAGGAACGCUGCAUUCUAAAGCAGCAUACUUACAAAAACAGUCAAUGGCACUUGCAAAUCAAGUUCAGCAAAAUGGUAAUUCUUGGGAAGAGAGAUGGGAGAGCUUCUUAGCUGGGACAAGUGCAAAAGAGCUCCCAACUUGCCCUGAAUUGAAGUAUCUUAUUCGAGGAGGUAUUCCUUACCAGUAUAAGGGUAAAGUUUGGCGACUGCUGAUUGAUGCUCAGGUGGCUCCAUUGAAAGCAGCAGUGCCAUCAAAUUAUUACCAAGAUUUGUUAGCUCGACGAGCAUCAACAGCAACUCUUGACCCAGCAGCCAAGCAGAUUGAACUUGACCUUCUUCGUACACUUCCAAACAACCGACAUUAUGAGUCCUUUCAUUCAGAUGGCAUUGCAAGGCUAAGGAGAGUUCUUUUGGCAUUUUCACGCCAUAAUCUUCAAGUUGGGUACUGUCAGGGUUUGAAUCGCCUUGCUGCAAUAGCUCUGCUGUUCUUAAAUGAAGAGGAUGCCUUUUGGUGUCUUGUAUAUAUAGUUGAGUACUUAAUGCCUCCAGAUUAUUAUAACAAAAAUCUUCUUGGAUCACAAGUAGAUCAACGUGUGUUGAAAGAUCUUGUUGCUGAGAAGCUGCCUCGGUUGAAUGUACACUUUGAUCGUCAUGGGCUUGACAUCUCUCUGUUUACCUUCAACUGGUUUCUCUGCAUUUACAUCGACAUAAUUCCUCCUGUUACUUACCUCACCAUUUGGGAUUCAUUUUUAUAUGAAGGUUCUAAGGUAUUAUUCAGAUAUGCCCUUGCCAUAUUGAAGCUGUGUGAAGAGGGAGUGCUUGAACGUUGUGACUACAUGGAGAUUUUUUCAUUUUUACGCUCGGUGCCAGAGCCCAUCACAGAUAUCCCUAGGCUUCAAGAGGCUGCUUUCCAUUGGGUCAAUCCUCUAUCCAUGAAGUACCUCAGGAACAGAAGAUCUCACCACACCAAGAUUGUCAAAGCUGAAUUGGAGGAAGUGGAAGCUGUUCGAAGGAGUUAUCAUCUUGCAAAAAAGAAGUCUUCAGUCGAAGUCCCAGUCAGCAGUCCUCAGAUAAAUUCCCCACCCACAUCUGGGGAUGAAGGUGAUGAAGAUGCAGGAGGAACUCAGAAAGGACCAUUGGAUACUUCUACUUCGGCAGUGGAAACUGAUCUGCACAAUUUGCAGUUGCAAGAUCCCAAUGAAGAAAUGCCUCAAGAGGAAGUCACUCAUAUUUAGUAUUAUACUGUAUUACAGUCUUUGGAGGUUGAUUUUCAUAAGAUGAAGAUUGGACCAAGAUAGCUUUUGAAACUGGAGGUAUGUUCUUUGUUUCUUUUUAAGAGCAUUUGUAAUAUAUAUUUAUAUAUUGUUACCUUCUAUAAUCAGAAUGUAUAUUUGAGUACUUUUUAUAUUCAUAAAUCAUUGCACAGUUGUAUUAUAAGCUUCAAGUGCAGUUGAUUUCUUUGUCAUAUAUAUGUAGGAUCCAUCACAAACCUACAUUUUUUCUAAUAGUCUGAUAAGUAGUUUACUUACUUUUGCUCAAGAUUAGCACCAAAACAGUUUUAGCACAAGAAGCAAAUUAUGGGUUGAAAAGCCGCACACUGUCUGCAACUUGUGUUUGUUGUAAAAUUUGUCAGAAAAGUAUUUCAGGUGAUGUUUAUGCUUUUGUUUUUGGUUAGUUAAUUUUCAUUGGCAAGUAACAGAUAACACAUCAACUUGAAGAUGUAUUAUGCACCUUUUCCUGUAUCUGUUAUUAUGUUGCUCUUGUGGUGUAGAUUUUACCAGUCAAGCCAAUAUAUUCCUAGUGUUAACAGUACUGUGUGUAUAUGAUAUAUCCCUCAUUCCAUUAAUACCUAGCAAUAUAUUUUGAGUCUUCAUUUAGGAGUGUACAAGAGCUCAGUAACAUGAAUGGGUAGAUACAGGUCUGUGAACACCCAUGAGGAGUAGGUUAUCGAUUAUAUUGUCAUUUGUAACCAUGCCAGGUUUAGGUUAUUUGUCUGAAAAUUAUUCGUGUGAUGUUUAUACUAUUGUAUUUGGUUAGUUAAUUUUCAUUAGCAAAUAGUAGAUAACAUGUUAACUUAAAGAUGUAUUAUACACCUUUUCAUGUACGUAUUAUUAUGUUGCUCUUAUUGUGCAGAUUUUACCAGUCAAGCCUAUAUAUUCCCAGUGUUAACAGUACUGUGUAUAUGAUAUAUCCUUCAUUCCAUUAAUACUUAGCAAUAUAUUUUAAGUCUACAUUUAGGAGGGUACUUGAGCUCAGUAACAUGGGUAGAUACAGGUCUGUGAACACCCGUGAAGAAUAGGUUUUCGAUUAUUUUGUCAUUUGUAACCAUGCCAGCUUUAGGUUAUUUUUACCUUUAUAGGAAAACAACUUGCUGAUCCCUUUAAGUAGAUGAUCAAAUUCUUUUUAGAAUUGUGUUUGUUAGAUUUUGUUGAAAAACAGAAUUGAUAAGGAAUGUAAGCUGAAACCCAGUAGCAUGAUGUUCAUGAUUUUUGCAUUUGUUCAUGUGAUUAACAAUGAAUGUGGGUUUGAGGAUAAACAAUAAGCUUAGGGGGGAAAUUUUAGUAGAUGAAAAUAUAUUCAUACACUAUUACUGUGUUGGUAGGAAAACCCAAGGUUAUUGCCAUAUCUUCCAGAGAUUUCUCUGUAAAUCAUUGGGAGGAUUUUUCUUUACCUAGUAUGUAUUUUUUAGGUUUUUAGGUUUUUAACCUAUGUAACCAGACAGUGUAGAAGAAUUAUACCAUUUAGUCCCCUUACCCAUUAACCCUCAGAAUCUACAUCAGCCCCAUCAUAUACUUGAGUAGAUAGCAUGUGUGUGUAUUUUCAAAAUGCUAGUGUAAUGAGUGUGAAAUAGCUACUUUUCUUAUUUUUACAUUUGGAAAUGUGUUCUCUCUCUCUCUCUCUCUCUCUCUCUCUCUCUCUCAUGUGGCCUAAUAUUUCAAGUUCUAAUUGCUCAUGUUGUUACCAAAAACAAAUACCGUAACCAAAUAUCAACCUGAAUGAUCUAAACUUUUAUAUGUUGUACGUACAGUGAUUUUAGCAACCGCAAAUUGCGGACAUAUUUGAUAUUACCCCAUGAUAUUAAGACUCCAAAACUAUAAUAGACAAAUGUCUGUUGUCAUUCCUCUUUUUUAUUAUUCGUUGUUAGCAGUGCCUAGGCAUCAUUCAACUGUUACAGUUAAUCUCCCAUGUUUGAAGUUUGAAAUGUUUAAAACAUGAGGCUUGUGUAAGUUUGUCAAUGGAUCUACAGUAUUUUAGUUUUUUUUUCAAGAAUUUUAUCACAACUUUCUCCAGUUGACAUGUAGAAUGCUACAUUAUCUUAGACAUUUUUUUCAAUACAAAAUAUGUUAUUUUCCUAGGAGUUUGAUUAGGGGCAAGUUAGUGCUUAUAUAGUAUUAACUAACAUGUAUGGUAACUUUAACCAUAUGUAAUGUACAGUGAUGAUAACUAACCUUUGGAGGUAUGGUUGGCUACUAAAAUUCUGAUAGUAGUUUUUGCAUUCAAAACAUUUUCUGCAAUUUCAGUGUCAUACUGUAAUGCAGAAUCUCAAGGUUUUCAUGUCCUUGUGGACUAUACUUUGAUUACUUAGGUAUUGUUAGGCUCUCACUUUUAUGAUGGAUUAGACUAUUUUCCAAAAAGCAAAUGUGAUAGGCGGUGCUUAUGGUGAAUAACAGUGCCUUGCCUAAAUUUGCGUUUAUCAUGCCAUUAGUAAUGAAAAAUUGAUAAUGGUAUGUGGAGUUUGCAGUUUUGAGAAGUGUUAUAGUACGUACUGUGUUCUACACAUUGUAAAUUAUUUUGUUGAAUUAUGAUAAAAAUUAAAUUUAAUUAGUUUAUUUUAUAUUAAAUGAAAAUUGAUUAAUUUUUUCACCCAUUUCCAGUUACCAUUAUGUAAAUACAGUGGGGCCCCUGUAUUCGCGUUCUCCGGAUUCGUAGACUCACAGAUUCGCGGAUUUCUCUCUGGACCAUAUCUACUCAUUAUUCGUGGGAAUUUGCCUAUUCGUGAUAUUUUUGUAUGGAAAAUAUCCACAAAUUCUUGGACUUUUUAAUCAAUUUCAUCAUAAAAUGCACUUUUGUGAUAAAAAUGUUAAAAAAACCAGGUAUGAAAAUGUUUAGUGGGUUUUUCUCGAGUUUUACCUACCAAAAUAGGCUGUUUUCAGUCUUUUUUUUUUUAUAGGGGUUCCAACUAUUCGCGGAUUCUAAACAUUUGGGGGGGUGGGGUCUGGCACAGACCCCCCAUGAAUACAGGGGGGGGGACCACUGUAUUUCUAAAUCGUAUAAGAUGAAAUGAAAAUUGACUCAAUUUGUACUACUCCUAAAUCAUGCGAGAUUAUGAAAUUAAAUUCAAUUACUUUAUUUUAUAUUAAAUGAAAAUUUAGUAAUUGUCUCAUAUAUGCAAUUAUCAUUAUUUCUACUUCAAAUGAGAUUAGACAGAUUUUUUUUAAGCUUUGCAGUAAAUGUAUGUUAAUGCAGCAUGAAUAUUUUAAAGGUAAAUUACUAAGUUCAGGUACUUAUCCAAUACCUAAGGUAAGGUACAUAUUUAUUAUGUUACCACAAUAUAGUAAAAUAAGUGCUUAGUAGGGUACAGUAUUCUUUACUUCACAGUGUUUGUGGCCUAUUUUCCAUUUGACUUGAUCCAUAGGAAUUUUUUUCUUAUCAGGUAUUAGAGUAUUAAAGUCUAGAUUAGUAGUUUUAAUAUAAGAGAGCUAACAUAGAAUAUUUUCUCAUCCAUUUAUUGACAAUGCAGAUUAGCUCUCAUAAACUCAUCUGCAGUAAUUCAUAAAAUUAGAGUAGUAGUCAUUUUUAUUCUCUACCGUUUUGCACUUUCAAGCACCAUAUUGAUCUUGAGGUUUUAAAAUUGUUCUUUGCUUUGUUCCCUUGAUGAAAAAUAAAAGACAAGAAAAAAUGGAAAUACUAUUUUUCAUAUAGGAUACUAACCAGGUACAAUCCUUAGCCAAUCUUGCAAAAGAAAUGUUUAAUUUUGUUUCCAUACCAUAUGAGAGAUUCAUAUUUUAGUGUAACAUUAUUGCUUAUAGUUUCUAGUGAUAUUUCACCGUCACCUUAUUCAUUCAUGCCAUUUUGAAAUUCAUUUAAUAAAAAUGAAUUGGAAUGUUGACUUUGAUGUUUACUAAACAAGCUUAAUUUAUGUGUAAGGUUUUUGCAUUUGUAUGAGUAUAGCCAAGCCACUGCAAACUCUUGUAGCUGUGACGAUAAAUGUCAGAUCCAUAUAGUACUGUACUAGUAUCUCAGCAGAAUAAUUUCAGGUGCAUUUAUAUUGCUUAAAUUUCUUAGAAGCCAGGAAAAGUCGAGCAUGUGCACAUUUUUUGUAGAUGUAAUGGACACUAUGUGAUUAUAUGGCCCUUGAGAUGUACAAUACAUACCUAUCGAACAUGUGAAUAGCAUUAAUGUGUCCGUUGAACAAAACUUCUUCAGCUAUUUUUUUCGGCAAUAAGACAUAUUAUUGCAGUGUCAAUUUCAAUACAGUGGUAUUGAAAGUAAUCAUACCAAAGUAGAAUUUAUCCACAAAGGAAAUUUUUUGCCAAUUUUAUUCUGAAUUACUGUUAAUUUUUCCCUAAACUUUGGUGAUAAUUGUACCCUCAUAAACAAUUUUUUCAUUGGACUAAAAAGUAGACGUGGUUUGCUUAACUGAUAAUGUACUAAAAAGGUGGAAGGAAGUCAUUAAAAAUGUAAAGCAGUCUUAAAGGAUUAGUAAGCAUUUUACUUGUAAGAAAAAAUUACUAUUAUUCCCAAUGAUUUUAAGUACAGUACGGUCCCCAAUUAUGCGAGAACUUGGUUGAUCCACGGCCUCGCAGAAUUGGAAAUUUGCAGAUUUUGAAACAUACCGUAUGGGAAAGUUCCAUUAGGGUCGGUGCAAACAGCAACUUACCCAGUCAAACUUUUUUAUACUACCUAUUUUCAAUACUUUCUAUGUACUAUACUGUAAUUUUUUCUAAUAUGGAAUUGUUCUUAUGGAUAAAUAAGAUAUUAAAAAGGUUUUGAUAACUUGAAAAAUUUUAAAAUUACACACAGGAAGGUGAAAACUCCCAUACGUAAACAAUUGCACCAUUGGGUGCAAGUGUACUGAACGAUACAGUCAUUUCCUUUAAAAAACAUUUUGGAUGGAAUUUCCUCUACUUAUCCUCUGCCAAGAAACCAAACUCCUGUAUCUCAUCCUCCAUGAAGGGUUCUUCUGCUAAAGGAAGGCUUUGUGAACCAUUUGAGGUUUCGGGGACUAGUGGAUCAUGCGUGUCUUCACUAGAAGCGCCUGUCAGUUUUUUUGUCCGGCACAGUCACUAUGUAAUCGUUUUCAUAUGAAUUUAUUCUGCAAUAAAAAAGAACUGAUGAUAAUUCAAAAUUUGAUAUGAAAUUACAAUUUCUUAAAAAGAAAUGAUAAAAAAAAUUCAACAUGACAUGACAGUUUCUUGAAAAGUUUAGAUCGAAUGACUCUCUCUCUCUCUCUCUCUCUCUCUCUCUCUCUCUCUCUCUCUCUCUCUCUCUCUCUCUCUCUCUCUCUCU